GGAGGGAGGAAGUCACCACCGCGGCGGCGGCGGCGGCAGCGGCAGCCGAGGGGGCGGUGCGCUAGCUCAGUCAGUGUGAGGAGCGGGCAACGGCCACGGCGGCGGCUGAGGCGCCCCACGAAACCAUCCCCAUCCCCAUCUCCACGCGCGGGAGCCGGUGGGGCGGGCGAGAAACAAAGGGAAGCCCCGGGGCAGGAGUAGGGGCGGACCUCGGAGCGCCCGCGGCGGCCGGGGGCGCAGCGGGAGCCCGACUCCGGGCUCCGACCUCCGGCAGGCAACCCAUCGGCGAGCAGGCGCCAGACUCGUUCUCUCCGCUGCUCUGCCGCCGCCCCCGCCGGGCCCGCCCUGGGGCGAGAAGAUGCCGCGGGUCGUCCCGGACCAGAAGAGCAAGUUCGAGAACGAGGAGUUCUUCAGGAAGUUGAGCCGCGAGUGCGAGAUUAAAUAUACCGGCUUCAGGGACCGGCCCCACGAGGAGAGGCAGGCGAGGUUCCAGAAUGCCUGCAGAGAUGGGCGCUCGGAAAUAGCUUUUGUGGCCACAGGAACCAAUCUGUCUCUCCAGUUUUUUCCGGCCAGCUGGCAGGGAGAACAGCGACAAACACCUAGCCGGGAAUAUGUCGACUUAGAAAGAGAAGCAGGCAAGGUAUACUUAAAGGCUCCAAUGAUUCUAAAUGGAGUUUGUGUCAUCUGGAAAGGCUGGAUUGAUCUACAGAGACUGGAUGGUAUGGGUUGCUUGGAAUUUGAUGAAGAACGAGCCCAGGAGGAUGCCUUGGCCCAGCAGGCCUUUGAAGAGGCUCGGAGAAGGACACGUGAAUUUGAAGACAGAGACAGGUCUCAUAGGGAGGAAAUGGAGGUGAGAGUUUCACAGCUGCUGGCAGUAACUGAGAGUCAGAGCCCUAGAAUGCUGGAGCUGGAAGGGACACACCAUAGAGAACACCUAGUCCAAAUCCCUCAUUUUACAGAAGAAGAAACUAUGGUCCAGAGAGGCAAGAAGACAACAAGACCCUAGUCCUGGUUCCAAUUUAGGUAGUGGGGAUGAUCUCAAACUACGUUAAUUAGCAGCAAGAACAGAUGUACCCAUCAAUCUUGACAUAUAUAUUGCUUCAACUUAGCAGAGAUAAUUGAGUAAAAGACCAGAAACUGUGAGAACUGGAUAGACUAUGGUCUGUUUCCUGACCUUAAGCAGUCACAGGCAUCAUGAACUGCCAUGGUUUGCACUAUGUUCAUGUUAUAUUAUAAUAAUCCCUGCAUUUCUCCUUUUAGGCAUGUAGCUAAUGAUAGAAUGUUUCUUUUACUAUGCAAACUUAGUUUUGGUCAUUACUUUAGUAAAAUUAAAAUUUGUCCAGUUGUAAAACUAUUUUCUCUCAAUUCUAAUUAAGGAAUUGAUGGCAUUAUAAAAUAGGUCAAGAAAUUACAGAUGAGUUUUUUCUAUACAUUUUUUAAAUUUUUUUAUGGACUUUUAGAAAUUUUGGUUAUUGCUUCAUUUUAGAUAUGCAUUCUUAAAUCUUUUGCCAUUUUCUUUUCUUAGUAUAAAAUAUCAGUAAAAUGAUAUCUUCGCAUUAUUUUUACAUUAUUUACAAGCUAAACCUAGUAGCCCAGAGCUGUCUGCCACAACUUUCUAACAUCAGUUUCCAACUGUUAAAGUUACAGUAUCCUCUUAAAUGUUAACAAUUGGUUUCCCUUUUUCUUUUCUUAAAUGUGUUUAAAAUUUUAUACUGCUCUCAUUCUGUCCCAGAUCUGUUUGUAGAUUUUCUUGUGUAUUGAAUGAGUUUAAGUUGUGGUUUGCUUCUUUAAAAUAUUCUACUAAAGUUCAUAAGAAGUCACAGGUUGGCUUCUGUUUUAUUCAGGGAUUUUUUAAAGUUAUUCCAAAAAAAAGGGAUACUGUAGCUUCUUCACAGAUAUGGCAGGUGGUCAGACUGGAGACAGUGAGGAAGCAGCUACAACAGUGAUCAUUGUAUUAAAAAAAGCAUGUUUCACAUAUCUGCUUUUAUCUGUAUUUUCUAUUACGUGCCUUUUUUGUUGUUUCUGACAAAAAAAAAUGACAGAUGUUGAAAGGACAGACAUACAGGAAACGAUAAUCCUGAGAAGAUCAUCAGUUUGCUGUCUUCUAUGAGCUAUUGGGGGGGGGUGGGAAGGGGAGGUAAUUUAGAUGGCAUUUUCCAAGAUUCAUAGUAGAAAUUGUUUGAGAUGAAUUCGUGUAAGAAUAUUUUUUUAAAAUAGGCUUCUUACCAAAAUGAUACCAUCAUCCUUUGUUUAAAACAAAACUGGAAAAAGUAUUGUCACUUGAUGCCAAUUUUUUCCUGAUGUUUUUCACAGCCAUAUUAAUUAUCGUCACAUUUAUGAAUUUACAAAAUGUAUUUAGUUAUAAUAAAGUAACUACUUAUGUUAAGGGUUUAAAAAGAAAAAAAAAGCCCUGACAGUUUCCUGUCCAGUUCAAUAAGUGAACUAACAUCUCUCUGAGGUAAUUAUAUUGAAAUUGUGUAUAAUGUACUUGAUUGUGGAGAAAGGAGUUAUGGUCCGUAUGGAUAUAGAUAGAACAAAUAAUAUCCUGUAUCUCGAAAUAAAAUUGUUUGAUAUAUAUUUGAAGUCAUGCAUGAUAAGCAGUGUGGUCAAAAGGUCAUAAUAUUAAUUUAUGAACAAAGAUCAUGUUGAUCUUUUCUAUAAUUAAGUAUUUUGAAUGCAUUAUUCUCACCUUGGUUAGUAUUUGGCAUUUUCUGACUUCCAUGUUCACACACACACACAGCUCUUAUAUCCCUUAAGAAAAUCACCUUUUGAGAAGUUCUUACAAAAUAUAGUAAGGCCUUCUCUAUAUAAAAUCCCUGUUGAUUCUUACUUCUGUACUUAUAUUUUAAUUGGGAUGAUCUGAUGAUUUUUCUUUAACAUUUGGAGCAAGGGGGUUUUGUCAUAUCAUUAAAUAAAAGUAGAUUCAGUCACAUGUUGACAUAUCUCUAUCUUUCUGUAAAUACUGAAUUUCUCCUCACAUCAUUUAGCACUGUAUUGCUUACUGUAUAUCUUAAUGCUGGCAUUAAGAUCAUGAGCCCUUAUCUUCUAAUAGUGCAGACUUUUUAAAGUGUACCCCCUUUUAAGUUAUUGAUGCAAUUUUAUAUUUUUCAUAUUCUCUAUUUAAAUAAAAGUUGCAUCAUCUUUCUUGAACUCAUUUCUAUUAAAGACUUGCCUUAAGCUUCUAGAUUGCUUUUGCCACCAUUAGUCAUAUGUACUGUCCUAUGUUUCGUUUGCUUUCAUAAUAAACUGUGUAGUGAAAAAAAA
Monodelphis domestica (gray short-tailed opossum) is the source of this 3264-nucleotide messenger RNA. It is a transcript of the gene CBFB, whose product is annotated as core-binding factor subunit beta. Gene Ontology annotation, molecular function: sequence-specific DNA binding; transcription coactivator activity. Gene Ontology annotation, biological process: regulation of transcription by RNA polymerase II. Lineage: Eukaryota; Metazoa; Chordata; Mammalia; Didelphimorphia; Didelphidae. The record is from RefSeq and is a predicted model, not a curated record. Gene Ontology annotation, cellular component: core-binding factor complex; nucleus.